AUGGAUAUGGAAAGGCGAAAAGAAGAGUUGGAAAAGAAAAGACAGAAACUUGCCGAGCUUCGACGUGCAAGGGAGGAGCGAAAGCAAGUCUUUAGUCAUGCAACAUCAGUGACAAACAUAACUUCCGAGACGCCGAAAGAAAAUGAUAAAUCCCGUAAAGUUUUUAUCGAUGAUCUUGUUGAUUCUUUACUUCGAAAAGGUUCACCGAACGAACAAACUCAGCCCGUGCCGAAGCCCGAAGUUCUGGAUACCUCUGAUAAGGCUUCCACUCAUACGACUGCAUCUGUUUCGGUUUCAACACAUUAUGCGCCAUCUCCAAGUACCUCAGUUCCUCAGAGCCCUCAAGUAACAACUCCUCACAACAGUCGCUUUGUUCCCUUUAUUCCGGAGUUCUCAUCCUUUGAAGCUGUUAUUUUGGAUAUUGCUCCAAAGGAAAUAGUUCUCUAUAAUAAAGAAGUUCAAACUGCGGAAAACUCUUUUGGUCCACCGCCGCCUUCUGAACAAGAAAUUCGUUCUAAAAUAUUAAAAGAACAAGAAGAAAUAGAAAAGGCAAAACAAACUGCUUUGGAAGAAGAACGAUUAAGAGCUGAAGCGGAAAAAAAGAAAGUUCAAAAACUCAAAGAUAUCUCUGAGGAAGAAAAGAAAAAAAUUGUUGGCUCUGCUGAAUUCGUAGAAUUCAUCGAUUAUUCGACAAAAAUUGUGGAGAGAGCGCUUAAUGAAAACUAUGAUUUCAUGAAAGACUAUAGCAUCAUCAAAGAUGUUGAGAGUGAUGAUAAAAGCGGUACCAGAGUUAAAUACAUGUGCUCGUUCUUCGAUGAUCAAUGGAGCAAGAAUCGCUCUGUUACAGAUGUGAACUGGUCAAAGAAAAAUCCCGAGUUGGUUGUCGCUUCAUACAACAAAAAUCCGAUUGCGAUGAAUGAACCCGACGGUGUCGUUUUAGUGUGGAGUUUACGCCUACUUGAACGCCCAGAAUUCAUAUUUCAUUCCCAGUCGGAUGUUCUUACAACUGCGUUCUCCGAAUUCCACCCUACUCUUGUCAUCGGUGGCACAUAUUCCGGACAAAUAGUCCUCUGGGAUAUGAGAGCAAAAUCUUUACCUGUUCUUAAAACACCUCUCUCUUCUAAUGGGCACACACAUCCGGUUUAUUCGAUGCAAAUGGUUGGAACUCAGAACGCUCACAAUCUCGUUACUGCAAGUACAGAUGGCUUGGUUUGUUCUUGGCAGUUGGAUAUGCUCGCUCAACCACAG
Molecule: messenger RNA, 1248 nt
Organism: Acaulospora colombiana
Lineage: Eukaryota; Fungi; Glomeromycota; Glomeromycetes; Diversisporales; Acaulosporaceae
Source: the annotation of a GenBank genome assembly